Iphiclides podalirius (scarce swallowtail) is the source of this 726-nucleotide messenger RNA. NCBI's taxonomy places the organism in Eukaryota, Metazoa, Arthropoda, Insecta, Lepidoptera, Papilionidae. The record is from the annotation of a GenBank genome assembly.
AUGUCCAUCCGAUUCAUUAAUGAACCGCUGGUGCCCUAUGCGGGGCUAGGUACGCAACAAGACCGCCGCGACCAGAUUGUCGCGUCUAUAUUUAUGCGCGCGCGCAUGUUUCUCCGCUGCGUAACAAGUAAACAAGUGCCGGGGCGGCAUAAGCAUUGGCGGCCGCCGAGCGGCUUAUUACGCGGCAAAUGCGCCCGCUUAUUUAUGCGCGCGAGACGCGCACCAAAACCGCGCGCCGGCAUCAAUCCCCUCGCUAAUCCCCGGAUUAUUUGCGAAAUGAGCGAAACUGCAUUUAACGAGGCGACGCCGCGCGCGCAGCGUUUAUUUCGGUCGAUGCAAAUGAUCGCGGCAUACCUACGGCCCGUUUAUGACGCCCUGGUCGCUAAGUUCAUACGCCAUCGACAUCGCGAUCGGCGCGCUCGCCGUUUACCGGGAGCUCACUCGGAAUACGUUAGCCGCGGGGGAGGGGGCGAGGAAUUUGAGGAGCCGCUAGAACACCGGGCGCCGCGCGACGAAUCGCAAUUAGCCGCGGCCGACGUGCGCGCAGAUUUAUGCCCCGUCGUCGGCUCUCGUGCGCCGACUCGGCUGCCAGUUCCCAACCCAAUAAAUUCUAGAUCGGGAAGAGAGCGCGCCGCGACUGCCAAAUGGCCGAAAUCGAUCCGCUCGGACCAACGUCACCAUACCAUCGCGGCUAUCGGGUCGCAUCGGCGGCCAUUCGAAACAUUC